This is a messenger RNA of Aspergillus affinis, 1134 nucleotides long. Its product is annotated as bZIP transcription factor. The record is from RefSeq and is a predicted model, not a curated record. Bases 1 to 1134 code for a protein of 377 amino acids. Lineage: Eukaryota; Fungi; Ascomycota; Eurotiomycetes; Eurotiales; Aspergillaceae. The transcript is spliced from 3 exons.
AUGUCGCAGCAGACAGCAACCGUUAACCACAUCGAUGACUGGACCGGGGUGACCGAUCCGGUUAAACGGCGCAGAGUCCAGAAUCGCCUCAACCAGAGAGCCUAUAGGUCACGUCGACGACAAGGUGGCAAAAAGUCCGAUGUGCCAGAUAAUAAUGACCGUGACCUUCCGUUAUUGAGCUCUCCCAGCCCACAGUCGGAUUCGAUUACAUGUAGACUAUCGCAGGCGGAGCAUGUCCGCUGCACAUUUGCCCCUCCCAGUGUGCAUGAGCUGAUGGCGGACUUUGAAAGGAGAGCCAUGGGCAGUUAUCUUGGCGGUUCGCUACAGACAGACCUUCUCAUCGACCUAAGCAGAAUUAACGUACUCCGGGCAGCCUACCAGAAUGCCGCUAUUUUGGGUAUGGCCGCAGAAUGGAUGUGCCUUGACGACACCGUUUCCAUUUUCUGUAUCGACGGUCCCCGUGCCAGCCAGGAGCAGAACAACACCCCCGCCAGUUUACGCCCAACAGCCUUGCAGAGGGAAAUUUCACAUCAUCCAUGGCUUGACAUCUUCCCAUUCCCGCGCAUGCGGGACAACCUCAUCAGGGCGGGUGAUCAGCUUGAUGAUGACGAACUGUGCCAUGACCUAACAGCAUUUUGGGACACGCGCAGAAGCGAUGCUACGCUCUUCGUGUGGGGAGCACCUUGGGAUCCGCAAAACUGGGAGGUUAGUGAAGGCUUUGCUACGAAGUGGGGCCCCUUGCUUCAGGGCUGUCCUGAGCUUCUCCGGUCAACGAACUUUUGGAGGACUGACCUGGGUCACUUGGAGCCCUGGCUCGGCAUGCCCGACGAGUCCGAAAUUGAUCUUGAUACUCGUCGCCGCCGUUUUGGCUACUUCAUCGGUCUACAAGGCUGUGACCUUCCACCACGCCCCGGAUGUUUGACGGAAGAAAUUGUGCAUUACCUUGUUUCGUUGCGAAGGUCUAAGCAGCCAAACAAGCAUGAACAGGAUACUCGAGAUGGGCCUAACAUUGAAAGCCGAAUCCGUGGACACGAAGCUGCGUCAGAUGUCCAGACAGAGCCCCAAUCUCUGUCUAUCCUUGAAGUGUUGAGCUGCAUAGAGCGUGAGUGGCAGCGAGCGUUAACGCGCGAGUAA